This is a messenger RNA of Selaginella moellendorffii, 1485 nucleotides long. RefSeq names its product polygalacturonase ADPG2. Gene Ontology annotation, molecular function: polygalacturonase activity. Gene Ontology annotation, biological process: carbohydrate metabolic process. The coding region runs from base 1 to 1485 and encodes 494 amino acids. The record is from RefSeq and is a predicted model, not a curated record. The transcript has 8 exons. Lineage: Eukaryota; Viridiplantae; Streptophyta; Lycopodiopsida; Selaginellales; Selaginellaceae.
AUGGCGAAUUUAUCUAUAUUCCUCUGUGUGUUUCUUGCCAUUACUAUUGCUUGCUGCUGUGGCCAAAGUGCGUUAGCAUCUCACGAUCACACUGGAAAGAAGAAGCCCAGGGAUGGGGACCGAGAUUGGUCGCCCAAGCAUUCACCACCAUCACACAAGGCUCCAAAGGCUCCAAAGGUUAGAUCUCCUCCUCUGUUUGAAGAUGAAUCUCCUCCGCCACCCCAUCAUGCUCCAAAGGCUCCGAAGGCUCCAAAGGUUAGAUCUCCUCCUCCGUUUGAAGAUGAACCUCCUCUGCCACCCCAUCAUGCUCCAAAGCCUCCGAAAGCUCCAAAGGCUCCGAAGGCUCCAAAGGUUAAAUCUCCUCCGCCAGCCAAGGCUCCUCCUCCCCCUUCUGUCACGCUACCACGGUCGCCGCCACCACCCAGGAGCUCGUCACCGCUCACUGGCAAAGAGUUUGACGUCAAGAGCUAUGGAGCUGUCGGCGAUGGAAAGCACGAUGAUGCCCAGGCCUUCCUAGACGCUUACAAUGCAGCAUGCCAAGCCGGCGACAAUGCCGUUAUCUUGGUGGAUGGAACUCUGCAUGCCAUCCCAAGGAGUGCGUGGCUGUCCAAGUUUUCCUCCGAGAAAAGCUGGCUCCUGUUCACUAAGGUGACGGACUUCACACUGACUGGCGGAACUUUCAACGGCAACGGCCAAGAUUGGUGGGCUCAUUCCUGUAAGAAAGACAAAAGCCAGCGCUGCACAGAUGCUCCCACGGCUGUGAGGUUUGAGGACAGCAAGAACAUCAAGGUGGAAGGCAUCACCAUAACCAACAGUCCCCAAAUCCACAUUACGUUUUCGGACUCUCAGGCCAUCCAGGCAACAAACGUGGUGAUAAAUUCUCCAGAAAGCAGCCCAAACACCGAUGGUAUUCACGUUUCAGGGAGCACUAAUGUUGUAGUUAGAGACGGAGACAUCUCUGCCGGUGACGACUGCGUGUCGAUUGUUUCUGGGAGCUCCAACAUCCAGGUUUUGGGCGGGCGAUGCGGCCCUGGUCACGGCAUCAGCAUCGGAAGCCUUGGCAAGGGCGGGUCUUACGCCACCGUUUCCAACGUUCAAGUCUCAGGUGUCAAGAUCGACGCGGCCACAAAUGGCGUACGGAUCAAGACAUGGCAGGGUGGCAAAGGUUACGUGAGCAAUGUGAUAUUUGAAAAUAUCAGCAUGGACAACGUGAAGAACCCGAUCAUUAUCGAUCAAAACUACUGCGAUGGCGGCUGUGGCAAGAAGCGGGGGUCGUCUCUAACAAUCCAGGGAGUUACGUACUCGAAUAUCGUGGGCACUUCGGCAUCUCCGGACGGCAUCAACUUGCACUGCAGCUCAAGCGGCGCAUGCACGAACAUCCACUUCAGCAAUGUCAAGCUGACCCUGGGCAGCUCUGGAAAGGCGGCUGGAGCGGUUUGCGAGAAUGUUCAAGGCUACACCUCAGAUUGCAGAAGUUCAAGUUAG